Messenger RNA from Oryza sativa Japonica Group (Japanese rice), 1091 nucleotides. RefSeq lists its product as uncharacterized. The record is from RefSeq and is a predicted model, not a curated record. NCBI's taxonomy places the organism in Eukaryota, Viridiplantae, Streptophyta, Magnoliopsida, Poales, Poaceae.
GGACAUAGAUUCCUCAUGCUCUUCUCACUCCCAUCCAUGUAGGCUUAGCUCCGCUAAAACCCUAGCAGGUUACAUUCCCAGCCAGCGGCAGCACGCACGCGCCAUGGAGGCUAGGCGUUGCCGGCGCCGCACCGCCAGCGCAGCAGCGGCGGCGGCGAGGAGGCGGCUGUGCAGCCUCCUCGCCCUCGCCGGCGACUACCUCAAGUACCUCCUCACGAAGCGGGGCCGGUUCCUCGGCAGGGUGGCCAGGAGGUCCCUCGCCGCCCUGCUCCUGUCAUCCGGCGGCGGCGGCAAGCCAUGCCUCGCCACGGCGCCGUGGCCGCCGUGCGCGCUGGCGGAGCGCGAGUUCUCGUGCAGCAACAGCCCCAGCCCGGCGUUCCUCGCGGCGAGGAGGCUGCGGUCACGGCUGAAGCGCCGCGCGGGCGCCGCCUCCUGCUUCGGCGCGCUCCGGUCCCCCUGCGGCUGCGGGCCGUCGGCGACAGAGGCGGCGGACCAGGAGGAGGAGGAAGAAGACGAGGAGGUUGAUCAGUACGGCGCGUGGGAGUGCGGCGGCGGGGAGCUGAUCGACGUGGACUACAGGGCGGAGGAGUUCAUCAACAUGUUCUACGAGCAACUCAGGGCGCAGAGCUUCCACCCGCCCACUGUUCUCCAGUGCCGCUCGCCAUGACCGGCCGGUGCCAUGGACGUGCACGUGUUGACCAGAGCGAGCUAGCUCUAUCCUCCUCUCUACUGCGUACGCGUGGGCGUCGUGUAUUGUGUGGUUCCAACCUUCGAGGAGUCUUCACUUUUGAGCGUUGCGCUGUACCGGUGGUAUCUAAGGUUAAGGUAAAGGUGUAGGUGGCUAACCCGCGAAUCCAUUUAUAAAUUAAAUGUUUAUUUAUUUAAUUUAUAAGUAGGUUCCUGGAUUAGCCACUUACACCCUCAUUAAUCUACGGUACUUACUUUCGUCUUCUUCUCAUUCCUCUAUGGCUCUCAGUAAUAUCCCUCCUCCUCGGUGUUGUAAUUUGUAAGCUAUUAUUUACAUGUGUAGAGUGUACGUCACCUGCGUCAGUAUAUAUGAAUAAAAGAGUAGCAAUGGAGUUUGGGACAAA